AUGGCGCCACCACCACCGCCUUCAUCCACGGCCUCGUCGCGGCAGCAGCUGCAGAGCAUCACGAUACCGCGGUACACGAGCACGCUGCCGAUCCACUACACCGUCGUGCUGCAGCUACCCGUACAGACGUGGUCGGUGCAGCGGCGCUACUCUGCCUUCCUCACGCUCCACUCGCAGCUCACCGCCUCGGUCGGCGCUCCCCCCGCCACGCUGCCGGGCAAACAAAACGCAGGCUCCUACUUUCUCCAGCGCAUCGUUGGCGGCGGCGGCGGCGGCGGCGGGUCGAAGAUGCUGCAUCAGCAGGGUGGUGAUGCUGAUGGGGAGUUGGAGGAGAGGAGGAAGGGGCUGGAGAGGUACCUCUUUGAUUCCACUGCGGCGACCGAGGGAUCGACGAGGAACGCUACAUCCACCACCGCCGCCGCCGCCGCCGCCGCCAGCUCGUCGGCCAAGGUGACAUCGACUCUGCCCGGAUCCCUCCCCGCUUCGUCGUCAUCGUCCACGUCAAAGGACGGCGGGACGGCCUACCGAUCCCUGGGCGCCCCCACCGCCUCCUCGUCAGCAGCAGCACAGGACCGGGCGAAUUCGAGCAACGCGGCGCUCUACACGUCGCAGCAGCAGGAAAUGGACCGGCAGGACGAGCAGCUCAACGGCCUCACGGCCAUCCUGCGCCGCCAGCGCCACCUCGGCGAGACGAUCAACACUGAGCUCCAGGAGCAGACUGAGCUGCUGCGCACCCUCGACGACGAGGUCGAGUCCGCCCAGAACAAGAUGCACGCCGCAGAGGGAAAAAUGGAAAAGGUCGAGGGCAAACGCACAAAGCGCCUCUUUGGAUUCGCAUAG
Messenger RNA from Pseudozyma flocculosa PF-1, 840 nucleotides. RefSeq lists its product as uncharacterized. The record is from RefSeq and is a predicted model, not a curated record. Bases 1 to 840 code for a protein of 279 amino acids. The transcript has 2 exons. Lineage: Eukaryota; Fungi; Basidiomycota; Ustilaginomycetes; Ustilaginales; Ustilaginaceae. Gene Ontology annotation, molecular function: phosphatidylinositol binding.